UUAGAGAGGAACAGCUGGACGGGCCGCCGUGUGGGUCGCCUCACCUUUAGAGCUUUGGACCCUUGGACCCCUGGACCCUUGGACCCUGUGUCUGUGCUGAUGCUUCAAAACACGCUCACGGACACAACAGCAGGUGGAGGAUGACCACCUGAGUGACCCCGCCGGCGGGGCAGCUGAAUUUGAGUGAUUUCGCCGUGUGUUUCGCCUGAGGAGAGCCGGGCAAAUGAAGACUCAAGUAAAAGUAAAAGGAUCUGAAAAACAACUUGAGUGGAAGUCCAAGCAUAGCAGAGAUGGAUCCAGCUGUGGGACCCCCACCCCCUGCUUCCCCCUCUGUAGCGUCUCUUGUGUCUGCACACGCCCCUCCUUCAGUGUCCACCUCCUCAACCCCUGAUUCGUCCACUCGAGUGUCUCUGCCCCCUCGUCCUGCCCUGCAGAGAGGGCGCUCUCAGCUUAACGCAGCCAGGGAUGUUACUAUGGCGACUGAAAACCUGCCAUCUGCUGGACGUCCUCCACAGGCAGCUUCAUCUCCUGCAGGGGACAUUCCAGAGGGGCUGAACUUAGAGGAACUUAUGCAGAGAGCUAAGAAUGGAGACUCCAAAGCCCAGACAGAGAUUGGCAGGCAUUACCUACGACUGUCUGAGCUGGAGGAUGAAGAAGUGAACAGCGUCACUGCCGUAACGUGGCUUCUGCAAGCAGCAAAAAAUGGCCGCAGGGAUGCUGUGAAACUGCUGCAGUGGUGCCUACAUCAACGAAAAGGCAUCACGGCGGAGAACAGGGAGGAUGUGCGCACCCUGGCAUCUGAGUCACGUUUUGAGCGCAGUGUUAGAAAAGCAGCUCUGUGCAUGUACUGGAAACUCAAUCCAGAAAGGAAGAGAACGGUGACCGCUUCAGAACUACUGGAAAACAUAAGCCAGGUCAACACGGAAACAGAUGGUGCCUGUAACAACCUACUUUCAAGCUCUACUCUGAAACAGAGGAAGGUCUUGGAGAGCCUUGUCUCAAGUGAUGGAACUCACUAUGUAGGUGUAGAAGAGUUUGUUGAAAACACUAAGCGGUAUGCCCAAGGCAUCUCGCCAACACCAGCUCUUGACUCAGCUGCUGUUGAUGAUGAUGAUGAUGACGAAGAGCCUGUGAAGAACCCUGAUGAGCUGCCUCUGCAUCAGAAGAUACUGAAGUUUCCCCUCCACGCAGUGACCGAGGUAAAGGAAGUGUUAAUUGACUGGGCCUCUCGUGCUGGAAUGCAGUGGAUCAGCGCCCUCAUCCCCACUCACCAUGUCAACACCCUCAUUUUCUUCUUCAUCAUCUCCAACUUGACUCUGGACUUCUUCCUUCUCGUCAUUCCCCUCAUUAUCUUCUACCUCUCCUUCCUCUCGAUGGUCAUCUGCACGCUGAGGGUCUUCCAGAACAGCAAGGCCUGGGAGAACUUUGAAACACUGACUGCCAUGCUGGCUCAUUUUGAACCGGGCUUGGACCGGGAGCAAGCCGAAUCGAACUUCACGUGGACCCAUCUGGAACCUCACCUCUAUUUUCUGGUUUCCACACUUUUCCUCAUACUCUCGCUUCCUGUGGCAGAUAAGUCCUGGCUACCAUGCUCGGAGCUAGCCACAGUGGCGGUCUUCUUCACCGUGAGCAGCUACCUGAGCUUGCGUCCGGUGGCACAGCAACAUGCCAGACUUGCUUUUCUCACACAAGUCACCUCUGCCAUUUGCUCCUGUGCUAAUGAGCUGGUGGGGGGCUGGGUGUUCUGGCUGGUGGGAGGGUCAUGGUUCAAGGUGCCAAUUUGUGACUUGUUGGUGCUGCAUGUGGGUCUGCCUUGUAUUCUGUACCUUUACAUGCUGUACUUGUGUGGACGUAUGGGCAGUGCCCAGGGGUUUCAUGGGACCUACAGCAUGCUGCUGCCUUACCUACUUUGCUUCACAUGGUGCGAACUGUCUGUUACCCUUCUGCACGAGUCCACCGUGCUGGGACUCCUGCGCACUGCCGUAGGCUACUUUCUCUUCUUCUUUGCCCUGCCUGUGCUUUCUCUGGCCCUGGCAGCUGUGCUGCUGGUGCAGCUGAUGCAGUGGUUCCUUGCAUUGGAACUGGCCAAGAUGGCAGUGACUGUGUGUGUGUGCGUGCUGCCUGUUUUGCUUCGGUGGUGGACUCGUUUCAGCGUGUCUCCUCUUGCAGUGAUCAGAUCCCUACGGCACAGCAGCAUCGUCAAGUUGAUCCUGGUGUGGAUCUCGGCCCUGCUGCUCUUCAGCUGGUUCUAUGUUUACCGCUCAGAAGGCAUGAAAGUGUACAACUCCACCCUGACCUGGCAGCAGUACAGCGAGAUCUGUGGCCCUCGUGCAUGGAGGGAGCGCAACAUGGCACAUACGCAGAUCCUCUGCAGUCAUCUUGAGGGACACCGUGUCACCUGGGAGGGCCGUUUCAAGUAUGUCCGUGUGACGGAAAUGGAAAAUGGAGCGCAAGCGGUUGUCAACCUCCUGCCCGGCGUUAUAGCGGACUGGGUCCGCUGUCUUUAUGGUGAGGAGUAUCCAGCCUGUGACACUGCUCAGCUAGGGCCCACUGAACCACUCUGCCAAAUAAAGGCGCUCGCAAAUCACAGGUGCCAUGUGAAACGUUUUGACCGUUACAAGUUCGAAGUGACCAUGGGUAUGCCACAUGGGGAGAAGAAGGGGAAAGGAACGCAAGACACUGACGAUGCAACCAAAGACAUAGUGCUACGGGCAAGUAACGAGUUCCGUAGCGUGCUGUUGGCACUCAGCUCAGGCAGUGUCGUGGAGUUCAGCACUGUUCUGGAAGGCAGAUUGGGCAGCAAGUGGCCAGUGUUUGAGCUGAAGGCUCUUCACUGUAGAACUUGUACCUCUCCUUUGGUGCCAACACAACGGCAAGUCAAGAUAGAGCAGGACUGGAGGGUUAAUGCCCGCAGUGCCUUUGUCUUUGCCUUUAACUUCCUCUUCCAUCCCCUACUCACUGCUGAAGUAGAUGUUGCUGUGGCUACAGAAGUGGCCGUCUAAGCUUGGACAUUUGUUUUUAUUUUGGUAACCGGAAAUACAAAAGAGCAAGUGUGGCCUAAGGACUGACAUACCACACAUUGUCAAAGUUCUCCUGUCCAAACCGUCUGUUAAUGAUAACUACUUAGCAGUGAAUUUAUCCAGAAUACCUAUCCAGGUGACCUACAGUUCUCUUGGCGAGGAGGUCUAGUGAGAAAAUGAUGGGCCAUCUCGAUAAAACUGACCAGGUGUAUCUUAAAGAUAAUCCCAAAGGCAAAAUUCUUUUAGGAUGAUGUUGCCGUCUGAUGAAUUAAAUGAAGAUGCUUCAGGUCAUUUGGCCAGGAGCCUAAGUGAUAGUCAGGCUGCAGGGACUGGAUACUCUUUAUGGGCUGAUUUUCCUGGCCUGGACUAAAAGUUUUCAGUGGACAAAAACACUAUUGACAGAAGUACUUUAAGUUCAAGACAGCAUGGUACGAGUUUGGCCUUGGUUCUACCUAUGAAUGUGAAUUAGUGAGUGGGAGAAACGGGAAAACCUUCAGUAGUUGCUGCAAAAACCAAACAGCCAGAGAUAUAUAGACUAUAAGCCCUCGACUGUAUCAGUUAGGGGGCUUUUCCCCGGUUAGAGGACAAGAACCAAGAAUAGCAUUUACACAAAAUGUGCAUUUGGACGCGUGUGUGCUUGCAGCAGUUUGUGCUUUUCACCAAAGAUUUCACUUUUCAGAGAACACUGGGGAACAUGAGAACGUCAUAAAAGUGAAGACAACCAAAUGAAGGAUUAGCAUGUAGUCAGUUGUUUUUAUUAACAAUAUAGUGUCUUAUUUGGCGAUUUCAUGAUUAAUUUCCUUUGAAGACAGUGGUGUGGAUAUCUAAAAAAAAUAUUACUACUGUCUUAGAUAAGUAGAAAUGUGUGAAAUGUAUAUCUGAGGUUUUUUUUGUAAAUAUGUUAGAUAUAUUUUAAAGAAACAAAUGGGCCUUUUAGAGUAUUAUACAGGGAGAUUCACUUGAAAGAGGCCCCGAAUAUUCUGUAAUAACUCUCUCUAGGACAAAGCAAUCUGAAUGAAGCAACAUGCAGCGAGCUCCUCAGCAUAUGGAGCUCCAAACAAGCUGGGACGCCCCUGCAUCGGAGUGAUGAGGUAGGCGCUGGACAGCUGUCGCAACGUUUAACCUCCAUUUGCAGGUUCCGGGUGUAUACCCACAUACCCCUUCAUAUGUCUGGCAGCAAACGGAGAUCAUUUCCAGCAUCGCAUGUAAUGCAGUCAGUUACACGUACAUCACUGUAUGUAGUGUAUUUUUUAGGUUCAGGGUGCUUCAUCCUAACGGGAGUGGCAGCAGAAUAUUCGGGGCCUAUUUCAAGUGAAUCUCCCUGUAGAAGACCAAGUGCAUCUUUUUUUCUGUGUGCGUAAAAUCAACACUGUACAUCGGGGUGGGAAAAACUUAAACUUGGCGACAGAGUACAAUCGCUUAUUUUAUUUUGGAAGUUUUGAACUUGCGUGUUAUCAAAAUUAAAUUCUUGGACUCAGUUACAUUUCCAAGGAAACAUGCCUUUCACUCCUUGCAUUGUUCUUUAGACCUUCAAGGCCUUGAGAUUUUAUUUUUUCUUCUUAGCAGUCAGUUCAGUUCCUACACAUUCAUUACUUUUUUAUUAAACAUGUGACCAAAUUCACAUGUAUGUAAAAUGAAAUUGCCUGCAAGUAUGUGAAUUUGCCUUUGUGCAAAGAACAUUAGACACUGUAUCACACAUCAGUGCAUCACAUAUCUCCAAACAAUACAUCCUGACAUUUUGACUCCAUGGUUCCACUUUCGAUGAAGAUUUUGAUGCAAUACUUUCAUAUAACUAUUGUUUUUCUGCCUUUUUUCCACCCCUGCUAGAACAUUCUCCUAUAGUUUGUAAAGCCAACAGUAACAGUUGUUAUUACAUCAGCAGAUUUAUGGAGCGUAGACCAAGUGAAUCGAAGUACUGUGCAUGGUGAGUCAAUGUCUUUAUUGAAAACUUCAACAUUUGCACUUGAAAUCAGUCUCUGGUUGUAGGUUGUUUAUGAAAGCAACCACCAUCGAUCUGGCUGAUGACCAUCACUGCAUAAUGUAACACAUUCGAUAAUCUACUGUUUUUAGACAGACGGAGAUACGCCACCCUCCCACACAAACAAAGGCAGUCUGCUCACCUUCCUCCUGAGCUGGUCUCUGCUCCUAUGAUUGCAGUGUACGACUGUUCACUACUGUGAUGUUGCACUACAAGGAAUAAACCAUAAUUUAGUCGA
Messenger RNA from Pygocentrus nattereri (red-bellied piranha), 5236 nucleotides. RefSeq names its product Wolfram syndrome 1b (wolframin) (gene wfs1b). The transcript has 9 exons. Gene Ontology annotation, molecular function: protein binding. Gene Ontology annotation, cellular component: endoplasmic reticulum; endoplasmic reticulum membrane. Lineage: Eukaryota; Metazoa; Chordata; Actinopteri; Characiformes; Serrasalmidae. Bases 291 to 3002 code for a protein of 903 amino acids. Gene Ontology annotation, biological process: calcium ion homeostasis; endoplasmic reticulum unfolded protein response. The record is from RefSeq and is a predicted model, not a curated record.